AUUUCAAGAAUUCUUUAAAAAUUACAAAAUCUGAGAAUUAAAUAAUUAAAACGAUUUUAAGUAACAUUUCCACAAGUGUUGCGCAUUAAUAAACUCUAUUGCUAAAGGAACCUGCUCAUAUUAAGUCAAGACAUCAUGUAUUUCAAGCACAUUUCAACGAGAUUUUUCCAUAUUUCACGAGUUCUUUUAGCCGAUAAAAAUUCAUUGGCAGCGUUAAGGAAGAAAACUGGAUAUACGUUUGCUAAUUGCAAGAAGGCACUAGAAAUGCAUGAGAAUGAUUUGACAAAGGCAGAAAAUUGGCUAAAUGAACAGGCAGAAUCAAUGGGAUGGUCAAAAGUAACAAAGCUUGAAGGAAGAACUACACAACAAGGACUAGUUGGAGUGUUGAUUGAGAAGAAUAUUGGAGCUUUAGUUGAAAUAAAUUGCGAAACAGAUUUUGUAGCUAGAAAUGAAAACUUCAGAGAAUUUGUAGAGAAGGCAUCAAAGGCUUGCAUUGAUUAUGUUAAGGAUGUUAGCGGAAAUGACGUUACUAAAAUUGCAAUUGAGAGCGAUGCAUUAAAGAAUCUGAAAUUGAAUGAUGGGAAGAACUUGGGUGAUCAUUUGGCACUGCUAAUUGGAAAAAUUGGUGAAAAUACAGUCUUAAAACGAGCCAUUUGCUAUAAGACAGCAGAUUCAAUCAAGCUAUUUGGUUUCACUCAUCCAGCACCAGAAAAACUAGAAGACGGAAAAGUACUAUUUGGAAAAUAUGGAACAAUUGCAGCAUUUAACAGUAAUACAGAGAAUACUGAAGCUGUACGUGAUGUCUAUAGGAAAAUCUGUCAGCAUAUUGUUGGCAUGAAUCCUACGCAUAUUGGAAAUGCUGAAACAGAUAAGCCAAAUGAAGUCAAAGACGAAGAGAAAUGUCUAAUAUUCCAAGAAUUCAUCCUUGAUCCAGACGUAACAAUUAGCGAUAUUCUACAGGAAAAUGACAUUAAGAUCAUCGACUUUCAGCGUUUUGAGUGUGGCGAGUCAGCAUCAAUUGUUAGCAAUUAAUUAGUAGCAAAAUAAAUUUGAAGAACUUUUAGAGAUGUGAAGAACUUGAACUUUAGAUUGCAUCGUUGUCCACAGAAUUUAAAAGGCAUAAAUCAGGUCGUUAAAAGUAAGGUAAAGUACAAAUUUUUUUAUUUGAUCACUAAUAUGAUCAUUAAUUGCUCGUAUAAAGGAACAGAUAUGAUGACUUUCUUGGAAAUUGUUGAGAAUGUGUAAACUUGCUAGUCCCCUUCAUACAAAUAUUUAGUCUGUUUCUGAUCACUGAAGAAUAAACAUCGUUGUUAUUGAAUU
Messenger RNA from Chironomus riparius, 1320 nucleotides. The record is from the annotation of a GenBank genome assembly. Lineage: Eukaryota; Metazoa; Arthropoda; Insecta; Diptera; Chironomidae.